Alligator sinensis (Chinese alligator) is the source of this 5574-nucleotide messenger RNA. It is a transcript of the gene RGS5, whose product is annotated as regulator of G protein signaling 5. NCBI's taxonomy places the organism in Eukaryota, Metazoa, Chordata, Crocodylia, Alligatoridae. The transcript is spliced from 5 exons. The record is from RefSeq and is a predicted model, not a curated record. Bases 100 to 645 code for a protein of 181 amino acids.
UAUGCUGGGGGAAAACAGCAUCACAGACAAAGCUGGAGUUGCUUGGUUCUGCUUCCUCUCACAGUCUGCUCAAAGCUGAGGAAAUAACAACUCGCCAAAAUGUGCAAAGGAUUAGCAGCCUUACCACACACAUGUCUGGAGAGAGCAAAGGAGAUCAAGACCAAGUUGGGCACACUCCUCCAGAAGCCUGACUCCGCAAUUGACCUUAUCAUCCCAUACCCAGAGAAGCCAGAAAAACCAGCCAAGGCCCAAAAGCCAUCGCCAGAGGAGGCUUUACAGUGGCGUGACUCCCUGGAGAAGCUGCUGCAGAAUGCUUAUGGCCUUGCCAGCUUCAGGAGCUUCCUGAGAUCUGAGUUCAGUGAGGAGAACAUUGAGUUCUGGAUUGCAUGUGAGGAUUAUAAGAGAACCAGGUCACCUGCCAAGAUGGCUGAGAAGGCCAAGAAAAUUUACGAGGAGUUCAUCCAGAUUGAGGCGCCCAAAGAGGUGAAUAUUGACCAUUUCACCAAAGGUAUAACCAUGAAGAACUUGGUGGAGCCAUCAAUGAGCAGCUUUGAUGUGGCUCAGAAGAGGAUUUUUGCCCUGAUGGAGAAGGACUCCCUGCCCAGAUUUUUGCGGUCUGAGUUUUAUCAGGAGUUAAUCAAGUAACAAUGUAGUCUGGCUGUGCAAGGCAUCCCCUGCAAGACACUUCCUGUAAGCAGUGCUACUGCUCCUUCCCAAUAACCCUGCCUUUAUUCUUUAGCAGCUUUUACUUAGCAAUACCAACCUAAGAAAAUAUUCAGGCAUGUUGCUAAAUUUCUCUCAUGUUGUUUUGGAGUCACAUUGUACCCAAUGUCUCCUUUGGUUUUUUUUUCCAGUCUCUUUCUUUCUCUGCUCCUCUACCAAUAUCCCUAUUAUGAAAAUACCGGAUAAUUUUACCCAUUGUUUUUUAGACUGGAGGGUACUGAGGCUCCAUCAAUAGCCACCUAGGACCCUGGAAGAUAUACCCAAUUUGCAUAAAAUCAAUUAGAUGAGCAGGGUGUUCAGAGUGACUGUGUUUAAAGAUCAACCAGUGACUCUGAAACUCUUCUUAUCCACUGCCUUGGUCUGAGAAACCUGAAUUCAGAUGAACUCAGAUGAGCUUCAGGAAAAUAUCCACACUUCAGAUACUUAUCCCAGCCAAAUCAUAUUCCCAAGCCUCCCAGACUAAGUCAGUUCUCUUAUCCUCAGUUGCCUGCCAGGUGUCACUGAUUUUAUGCCCUUAUUGUGAACAACUGAAUGAAUUGCACAAACAAAAUGGCAUGAAAGAUUGUAAGAGUCUAUUUAAGAUGCUACGUGUCUUCUCUAGUGAAGGCAUACAUCACUGUAGUGAUACUCCUAUGAGUGCUCACACUUCGUAGUACUGGGAAAGUCUGUCUCUAAAAGGGUGUGAGGUUGAAGGCUGAAUGAAAGCUUCCAAGGGGCUUCUGACACAUUUGCUUGACCUGUCUGAGCAACACACUGUAAUCCACUUUGUAACCAUUUGGUGACAUGAUUGACUCUAAGAGUAUUUUGUGAUUGCAAAAACAUGGUUAAUAUAUGGCUAGUAACCAUGACAGCACCUAUGACUCACUAUUGCCCAUGAUCAAGGCUGCCACAGGCUGUCUUCCUAUAGCUUGUGAGACCCGCUGUUAGUUUGCAAGGUGGAUUCCCAGCUGCGUUCCAUACAACUGGUCUGGCUGGUGCUCCCUCCUUCCUCCAUGCUUUCGAAGAAGUAACAUUGCCCCAUUAGUUGGUGAGGAUCCUCUUUGUGCGUGGCUUCUGAACAUAUGGUCCUUAGUGGAGGUAAGGUACGAUUUUCUCAGCAUGCCCUGAUACGCUCAUGGCGAGACAGCCUGCUAGGUGUAAACAUGCCAACCCAAUUGACACAAGGUUCCCUUGUAAAAAGAGCCUCUGUUUGGACAGAUGACUGUGAGAAACUGGUAACAAAAUAUGAUUACAUUUGUACUGCAAAUGGAGGCCAAGUAUAAGCUUCAAGAUUGCUCUUUGCAAACUGUAGUGCAAAACUUAGCAAUUCACAAGGUGAGAGCCAAGCCAAUGUGAAUAAUAGGACCUUCAAAACACAUUCUUUGCUUAAGCUUGACUGUAAAAAAAAUAAUUCUUAUUUUGAGCUGGAGACAGCAAAAUGGAUAAAGCAAGACUGGUGUAUUCCAAACACUGUGAUUGUUCAGCAACCCUGAUGUCUAUCCAAUCCAAAUGCCUGCAUUAGAUUAACUGAAUUUAUUUUUUCUGUGGCAUAGAAAUGCCCACAAUGCCUAUGCACAGCCUUAAACAAUGCUACUGAGGUGUUUAGAGGUGUGUUUGAACUCUUCAUUGUGGAUAUCUUGGUGGUAACAUCCCGUUCCAUUCAUUUCUCUCUGUAGUAAGCAUGCCAAAGUGAUAUUUCUGCACAAACCAAAGGGUGAAAAAAUUGAUUAGAAGAGGAAGAACUUGUCAAAAAAUUGCUAAUUGAAACUGUUGGGGUCAGUUGCCAAGAGCUGACCAUAACGGAAAGAAAGUAUUGGAAAGAUGAGAAAUAAAACCAUGUGUUCUUCAACAGACAGAAAACACUGCCUAAUUUUGUACAACCCAUUUCCAUUUCUCCAGUCUUCACGUCCUGUCUGUAAAAUAUCUGCAUAUUCCUAUUGCUGUCUGAGCUCCUGUCUGAGGGGAGGGAGGGGGAGUAGUAGGAUAUGCGGGACUGCUUCUGAAGGGUGCCAAACUUUUAUUUCUUUUUAGAAGUCUUUGGCAGUUCCUUGCAGUCAAGGAUGAUUGUACAUUAUAGUUAACAUGCAACAGCAUUUUUCAUUUAUGCCAUUGAUUUAAAUCUAAGCCAACUUAGUAAUGACCAGAAGUCAAUCACCAUCUAAAGGUUGUUUGGUAGCUGACUUGAAAGAAUGUCUGGGAUCUCAGCCCAGGAUCAAGUUGAUCAGUGCUUGAUGCCAGCAUAACUGACAGUAAUUAGUCCCAUUGGUAGAAAAGCCAAUGACCUUUGGCUUUUGACAGCAAACUUCAAGGGGUGGUUUCCCAAGUCUUGGUUGGCAUGUGCAACAUAGGGGAAGCCUGUGAUGCCAGUAGUUGUAGUAAGUCUGUUCACUAGAUCAGUCUCCACAGCUGACAAUCCAGGGUAUACAUUGAAAAGAUCAGCUGUUAAAGUCUCAGCAGUCUGUUCAAACUGGCCACCCAGACCGAGAUUCCAAAGCUAGACAGCCAAAUCGUGAUGGACUGUGUGUCAAAGCAGCCAAAUAAACAAUGAGUCUGCAAACCUUUUCAAAAUGUGUCUAAACUGAUCAAAAACCCAGCCACCCCAAAUAUUUGCCUGCUGUUUCCAUGGUGACAGAAUAAAAAUACAUGUGCAACAGUAAGAAGUGGACUGUUCUUUCCAGAAAAACAAAAAACAAUAACAACAAAAAACAGAACGUACUGGGUUCAUCCAUUUAUUUUUCUUUCCCUUAGCAAAUUGCCUGGGAAAGUUGGAGUCUUAAUAGAGGGGACACUAGCGUGCUUAUUAUUUUUCCCGUGUGAGAAAAUAACCCCUUCUGUGAGUCAACCUGGGAUGUGGCACAAUGACAAUACCAAACAAUAGCAGGGGACUCAAGCAAAUUCUUCCUGCCCCUUCUUGAGAAAUGGAAAGUUUAGCCGAGAAAAUACCUAGCUUUUUGCUGGCUGGAUUUGAUGGGAAAUGGGCCAAGGAUAGAACUGAGUAAGACCAAGAGAGAAGAAACUUGUUCAGCAGUUAGACUAUAGGAUAAACAUGCAGCCAGUGGGCCAGUUUCAUCUAAAUCUAGUGUCAUAAGUAGUGCUAGAUAAGCCAUAACAGAAGCGCUCAUGGCAUGGCCCUGUCAGAUUCCAAUGAAUCUGCGACUUCUGCUAAAUACUUUGUCAUGAAGAGAUGAAAAAGGAAGUGGUGUUAGAUCAAUUUAGUGUAGAUUUCAUAGAUUUCUUUGCCUAGGUCAAAUACAAUUUCUAUGUGCCCAAAAUAAAUAUAUCUUUGAUAGCAUGAGGACAGUAAAGGGAUGUGUUGUGUGACCUAAUGUUGGAAUGUAGUUGAUAGCCUACACAUCGCUGAAUUUCAUCACAACCUGCUCAAAUCAUACCAUGAUUUGUGAUCUCACAACCUGCAGUGGUAUAAGGGUAGUCAGUAUUCAGGUUGGUUUUGAAUCUGUCUUGACAUCUGGUCUAUUAGAAAACUCUCUGAUUCUAUUCCUGGGCUUCCAUUUCUCUUCAGAUACAUAUUUUAAAGUGAGUCCUGAUUUAACUAUAUCAUUUGACCUAAGAAGCACUGGGGAUCUCUUUAAGAGUUGUGUUUGUGUAGAAUUUUCACUUGAUUAAUUACUCUGGCAUGCAAACCACCAGAAACCUGAUCAUGAACUCCUCGGAUGAGUGAGCUAAGAAUCCUGAAACAUGAGAAACAUCUGCUAUGGGACUAAUACUUUGUGUCAUGUUUCUGAUAACAAAUAUUUCAUAUACUCAUACAUUAUUAAAUGUUAUAUGUAGUUUAACCAUAGACACAUUAUAUAUUCCUGUAUUCCUAUAUACAUAUUUUAUACCUAUAUUUACAGUAUCAGUUUCACUGUAGUGGAUAGUGAGUGAAUCAGAACAUAUCAUUUGAACUCUUAACAACCUGAUUGUUCAUUUUUGACAGUUGCCCAUUGUCUAUCAUGGGCAUGGGCAAUGAAUAGAUGUAGGGUGACUUUAGGUAUUUGGUUGAGCUAAAAAUACACCUUUCCCAAGCAUAAUAAUGAAAGUGUAUCUCUAUGAACAUCACAAAAAGCAUUCUCCUUCCUUUUUUCCCCUCAAUAUCUGUUCCUUUACACUGUGUUAUUACAUGACAUUUUUUUUAUAGGCACCAUGUCUGUUAGUGUUAGAAAAGAUAAUAAUAACGGUGUGUUACAUUAAGGAUUGUGCAGUGGCCAGUUACAUCUCCCUGAAAUGUCAUGGGUUGUGUACACUGGUUUCAUUUGAGGCCAGUGGUUCCAGAUUACUGACAAUAGAAUUACUAAAGUUCAACAGUCGUUUCACUGGGGGGGGGGUCACGCUCUCAUUCCUAUUGUUUUCCAUCCCCUCUUUGUGGUUUUUUGUUGUGUCCAUUUGGUCCAGGGACAUGCACUCUUGCACCCCUUGAAUACUACAUUGUGUUACGUCCUGUGACUGAUUCCAUCAUGGCAGUGCUAGUAACUAUCCUGGGCUGGCUUUGAAAAUACCACCAUGUAUCUUGGAGACUAAUGAAGACCAUAAAAGAAUCAUUAGCACUUCCUUCCAUGCACUAAAGAACUUAAACCUGAUACCUUUGAGCGAAACUCUUCUCCAAGAUCCAAAAAACUGUUUUUGUCCUUGACACAUUUUGUCCUUAAACUUAACUGUUAAAGGCUUGGCUCUGUAGGGAAUUGAUUAGUUCCCAGACUUGGCCUGCUACUUUUAAGCUUCAGUUCUCCCAUGUGCUUACCAAGAGAAGUAUUUUGAUUGCAGGGCAGGUGUAACCUGGGCCACUGUGCAUUAAAGAGCAAGUCCAGGUUUUGUUCUGUUAGCAACGUGCAUGUAACAUUCAAUAUAACCAGUACAUAAAUGUAUUACCACUGA